GGCGUGUGUAUAUAUAGAGUAACUCUUAACGGCAGUGCACAGCGAACACCUCUCACUGGAGUCAUCACCAUGAAGCUGCCCUCUGUUGUAAAAGUCUUGACAUCUCUGUGUAUGCUGCUUGCAGAUGGAUUCCCAGUGUCUGCGGAUGGAUCUCCACGCAUCAUUGGGGCAGAUCGAGUCCAUAUCAAAGCUCAUCCAGGUGAGCCACUGAUUCUUGACUGUGAUGCAGUUACAAAUAGUAAAGAUGGAGUGACGCUGAUCUACUGGCUCGUCAAUGGCUCUUUUCCUGAGGAUAUACCCAGCAGGGACAGAAUAAUAGAAUCAGACCAAUUACCGUUGGAGAACGGUACAAUCCUCCAGAGGAGAUUGCUGUUGAAGAACGUCACACUAGAGGACUUCAAAUCCAGCUUCACCUGUGUGGUGACGAGCGCUGUUGGAAUGGCCCAGAAGCAAAUAAAGAUAAGAAGAAUAAGAAAGAACGGAAAACACUGAAUGUUAGUGACACCAAUGGGAUUCUCUUAAUUUUUUUAUAACGGCGAAUCAAAUUAAAUCUGUGAAUUUUAUAUUAGAUGUUACACUGUUUGGUGAGAGCCAAUACAGACCAAACAGCAAGUGAAGUAUAUUAGCACCCUUUCUAUUUUACACAGAGCAUUUUAACGUGGAACUGAAUGUACCUUUGAUACAGUUGAAGGAAAGCAGGUUUGUCAUUUAUCUGCAGAAUAUAGAGAGAAUAUUGUUACACUUUGAUUUGCUGUGGUUCUGUAUCAUUCCUGUGUCUGCUGGCAUAAAGAUUUUUUUUUUAUGUGUAAACCAUUGAAGCAUUUGCUGUCAUUUCACUCGCAAACUAAAGUGUUUAGUGCUGAUUGAACCCUGAGGUUGUUUUCCUAUAUAUUUAUACCAUUUAUUUCAAACAGACAACUUGCGUCUGUCUGAACGGUUGUGUCACUGUCUCUACCCCACUGUUAGUCUCAUGUGAAAGUAGACUGAACACUGUGGUAGUGAUGUGAGCUACAGGGUUUAGAGUGAAGGGUGUUUUAGUUGUGUAAUGUACGCAAUGACAGAACUGCAGCUCUUUAAUGUGUCGACUGCAGUAACUGAUCAGCAGAUUCAGUUUUCACACUUUCACCACACAGCUAAUAGUUAUAAUCUUCAUGAUACUUUAUAUGACCUUAAUAGUGUAGGAAUUAAAAAGCAAUUUGUCCCCUUAAAAUCUGUCCUUUUCCCAGGUUUGAUGCAAAGUGAUAUAUAGUAAAACAGUCUGUUAGUAAUUAAUGAUAUAUAUUAAAAACUUAACAAAAGUGAAGCUCCUUCAUAAAUCACACCUGUGAAUUUAUUCUAUAUUGUCACACAUUAAAUAACAUCCCCAUUCCCUUAAAAGAUUGUAAUGUGACUGUGGAACUUAAAGCAGCACAAAGUAGUUGUUUUUUUUACUCUCCAAAAACUUUUUAAUUUCAUUUUGAUGGCACACAAACGUAUAACAUGAAGAAUUGCAUCUCUGUGAUCGCCACAGUGCUCCUGCAACGCCCGCAACAACACAGUGUUACUCUGGUUUGAUUUGUUGCAGAGUAAGUGAUGCUGCAAACAGCUCUACAAUGAAACAACAAAGAAAAACACAAAGUUCAAGACCUUUAUGUUGUUUAAAUGUCAAAAUGUAUUAUGAUAAAUACGGUGUGUAUAUACAUUAGCCUUUACACAACAUUCAUGUAGGGUAUGCUUCUCUGCUCAUAUGCUCUCCAUUCUUUUUGUUAAGAGUCAUCUGAGAUGUCCCAACAAAUAAAACUAUGCACUUGUUUUCAA
This is a messenger RNA of Pleuronectes platessa (European plaice), 1797 nucleotides long. Its product is annotated as interleukin-1 receptor accessory protein. The record is from RefSeq and is a predicted model, not a curated record. The transcript is spliced from 5 exons. Lineage: Eukaryota; Metazoa; Chordata; Actinopteri; Pleuronectiformes; Pleuronectidae. Bases 70 to 492 code for a protein of 140 amino acids.